Aspergillus welwitschiae is the source of this 343-nucleotide messenger RNA. RefSeq lists its product as uncharacterized. Bases 41 to 232 code for a protein of 63 amino acids. The record is from RefSeq and is a predicted model, not a curated record. Lineage: Eukaryota; Fungi; Ascomycota; Eurotiomycetes; Eurotiales; Aspergillaceae. The transcript has a single exon.
UUCCGCUUUCAGGCACUGAGUCAUGUGAUGUGCAGAUCACAUGCCCUGCAUAGUCACGUGCUGUCACAUCGGGCGCAAAGGAGGCGAUGAACCGGAAACUCACGGAAGCCCGACUAGUCACCGACUGUCUCUGUGUCUGUCGCCUCUCACAUUAUUGCUCUUCCUCUGGAUAUGUAUCCAUGUAACUAGUCCGACGCGCCUCAUUCUUUUCCUUAUUCUUAUUAUCACCUGAUUUUCGUUGGUCUUUCUCUCCUUCCCAGUGCUCUCUCAUUGAGCGCUCCGAUCUCCUUCCACGGGCUGGAAGGGUCUCUCUGGUCGUGGUCUAGAAUCCCCCGAGUCCUAG